This is a messenger RNA of Macadamia integrifolia, 831 nucleotides long. Its product is annotated as glutathione S-transferase-like. Bases 73 to 720 code for a protein of 215 amino acids. Lineage: Eukaryota; Viridiplantae; Streptophyta; Magnoliopsida; Proteales; Proteaceae. Gene Ontology annotation, cellular component: cytoplasm. The transcript has 3 exons. The record is from RefSeq and is a predicted model, not a curated record. Gene Ontology annotation, molecular function: glutathione binding; glutathione transferase activity.
CCUCUUCAUGGCAUCAUCCUUUUCUUCCAUUUCGAUCUCUGUUUUCCUCAAAAGCUUCUCUUCCAGACAGCCAUGGCUCCCAAGGUCUACGGAAACGUAUUCUCAACCGCAACAAUGCGAGCCUUCGCUACCCUCCACGAGAAAGACGUAGAAUUCGAAGUCGUCCACAUUGACAUGAAAGCUGGAGAACACAAGAAGGAACCCUUCGUCUCCUUCAACCCGUUUGGUCAAGUUCCAGCCUUUGAAGACGGAGACCUGAAGCUAUUCGAAUCGAGAGCAAUAACAGCUUACGUUGCCUACGAAUAUAAAGGGAAGGGGACGGAAUUGGUUUACUUUGACUCGAAGAAGAUGGCGACGGUGGGGUUGUGGAUGGAAGUGGAAGCUCAUCACUUCGACCCAAUUGCUUCAAAGCUGGUUUGGGAACAAAUUAUGAAGAAAAAAUUUGUGGGUUUGGAACCAGAUUCGGCAGCUGUGGAGGAGAACCAGAAGAAGCUGGGUGAGGUUCUUGAUGUGUACGAGGUCAGGCUAUCGAAAUCGAAGUAUUUGGGUGGAGAUGAGUUUACUUUGGCAGAUCUUCAUCACUUGCCGACGAUGCAGUACUUGAUGGGGACGUCGACCAAAGAGGUGUUUGUGGCUCGCCCGCUUGUGAGUGCCUGGGCUAAGGAUAUCUUGGCCAGGCCGGCUUGGAUCAAGACUCUUGCAUUGCAGAAGCAAGCUUAAAGGGUGUUCAUAGCCUAAGGAAGUUAGUUUUUGUCUAAUGUUGUUGCGACUCACUGAGUUGGUGUUUGUGAUGAGUUGAAUAAACGUAGCUCUCGAGCUCUUUCCGAUGUA